CGCCGAGGCCGUUGUUGUCAGUUGCGUCUCGGAGUUGCCGCAGCGGCUGGGCCCGGUGGAGCGUAAGCCAACCAACCGGCCAGCCUGCUAGGCGAGAGGCAGGAGUCGCCCCAGCCGUCGCCCCCGAUCCCCCGCGGUCCAGGCGAGGUUCCCCACUGCUCCCUCUGGAGUCUUCGGCCCUUUCCCUCCCUUCCUGCCUUGCUCCCCGUCCCCUCUGCCGCUCCCGAGGGCAGUCGUGGGUGCUGCCCAUGCAGGGGGCGGCGUGGGGCCCGAGGAGACGCCACUGCUGCAGGCAAGGUGGAGGUCUCAAACUGAAUUCGCAUGGGCUUUGUUGAAGUAGACGGCUGGAUACGGAAGAGAUUAUACCAUGGCUCCAGCAGAGAGAGGCAGUAAGGCACCCUUGGCAAUGACAGUGGACUAUUUAUUUGCAUCAGACACUCUUAUAUGAAAGGAUCACGUUUCCAAAGAGCUUAAAUAUUCCAUCUUCUGAAACAGAAUGGCAGGCUUCAAACGAGGAUAUGAUGGGAAAAUCGCAGGAUUAUAUGACUUGGAUAAAACUUUGGGCAGAGGCCAUUUUGCUGUGGUCAAACUUGCUCGGCAUGUCUUUACAGGUGAAAAAGUAGCAGUAAAAGUAAUUGACAAGACCAAACUGGACACGUUAGCCACUGGACAUCUUUUCCAAGAAGUUAGAUGCAUGAAAUUAGUGCAGCAUCCCAACAUAGUACGACUGUAUGAAGUGAUUGACACUCAGACGAAGCUGUACCUUAUCUUAGAGCUAGGUGAUGGAGGAGAUAUGUUCGAUUACAUCAUGAAGCAUGAAGAAGGUCUGAAUGAAGAUCUGGCAAAAAAGUAUUUUGCUCAAAUAGUUCAUGCUAUAUCAUACUGCCAUAAGCUGCAUGUAGUUCACAGAGACUUAAAACCAGAGAAUGUUGUCUUCUUUGAAAAACAAGGACUCGUGAAAUUGACUGAUUUUGGCUUCAGUAAUAAAUUUCAGCCUGGAAAGAAGCUCACCACAAGCUGUGGAUCUCUUGCUUAUUCUGCUCCUGAAAUUUUACUUGGGGAUGAGUAUGACGCACCAGCAGUGGAUAUAUGGAGUUUAGGGGUCAUCCUCUUCAUGUUGGUUUGUGGACAACCACCAUUUCAAGAAGCAAAUGACAGUGAAACUCUGACUAUGAUAAUGGACUGCAAAUACACAGUGCCACCUCAUGUGUCAAAAGAAUGUAAAGACCUGAUUACACGGAUGCUGCAGAGAGACCCAAAGCGAAGGGCGUCUUUGGAAGAGAUUGAAAACCAUGCGUGGCUCCAAGGAGUUGACCCAUCUCCUGCAACAAAGUAUAAUAUUCCUCUUGUGUCAUACAAAAAUCUGUCUGAGGAGGAACACAACAGCAUAAUACAACGUAUGGUUCUUGGCGACAUUGCAGACCGAGAUACAAUAGUGGAGGCAUUGGAAACUAACAAGUACAAUCACAUCACGGCUACUUACUUCUUACUAGCUGAAAGGAUCCUGCGAGAAAAACAAGAGAAAGAAAUUCAGACCAGAUCUGCAAGCCCUAGCAACAUCAAAGCUCAGUUCAGGCAAUCCUGGCCAACAAAAAUUGACGUACCCCAAGAUCUGGAGGAUGACCUCACGGCUUCUCCUCUCUCCCAUGCAACUGUUCCUCAGUCACCAGCUCGCACAGCUGAGAACGUUCUCAACGGCCACAGAAGCAAGGCCCUCGGUGAGUCAGCAAAGAAGGAAGAUAUCCCUGAAUUAGCUGGACCAGCACUUGCAGCAGUCCCAUCGGUGAGCUUGAAACCCACUACAAGUGGCCGGAAGUGCUUGUUCAGAGUAGAAGAAGAUGAGGAGGAGGAUGAAGAAGACAAGAAACCCAUUUCUCUUUCCACUCAAGUUGUUCUGCGCCGUAAGCCUUCAGUUACAAAUCGUCUUACUUCAAGAAAGAGUGCACCGGUCCUCAAUCAGAUCUUUGAGGAGGGUGAGUCAGAUGAUGAGUUUGACAUGGAUGAGAACUUACCCCCAAAGCUCAGCAGGUUAAAAAUGAAUAUUGCUUCACCUAGCACCGUGCACAAACGCUAUCACCGGAGGAAAAGCCAGGGACGAGGCUCUAGCUGCAGUAGCUCAGAAACCAGCGACGAUGACUCGGAAAGUAGGAGACGCCUGGAUAAAGACAGUGGCUUCACAUACUCCUGGCACAGGAGGGAUAGCAGUGAAGGGCCACCUGGCAGCCAAGGAGACGGUGGUGGGCAAAGCAAACCAAGUAACGGAAAUGGAGGAGUAGACAAAACGAGCCCAAGUGACAACAACAAAAGCGGGGGGAGUCCCUCCGGCAGCUCUGGCGGUGGCACCAACAACACUUCAGGUUCUACUCGGAGAUGCGCUGGAUCUGGAAACUCAAUGCAGCUGUCGUCUAGAAGUGCAGGGGAUGUAGUUGAAAGCCUAAAGUUAAUGAGCCUUUGCCUAGGUUCACAGCUUCACGGCAGCACUAAAUACAUUAUUGAUCCUCAAAACAGUCUGUCCUUUUCCAGUGUAAAAGUGCAGGAGAAAUCGACAUGGAAAAUGUGUAUAAGCUCUGGUGGCAACACAAACCAGGCCUCUUCGCUGGGCAACCUAAAGCUUUUUUCUGAGCGGAUGUCAGACACAGCAAACGAGCUGGAGCGGAUUAAGAGCAGGAACUUAAAGAACAGUGUGCUACAACUACCUCUCUGUGAAAAGACGAUAUCUGUGAACAUCCAGCGGAACCCAAAGGAGGGGCUGCUGUGUACCUCCAGCCAAACCAGCUGUUGUCACGUCAUUUGACGAUGACCUACCUGACUUUAAUAGCUCAAUCUACUUGACACUAUCAUUCUUCCUGUUCAGAGCUGUGAACACCUUGUCAUGGACCCCCUUUUGUUGUCUUAAGGUUUUUAAGUGGGCUUUGAGCAGUUAUUUAUUACACUUUAAUUUUGUGUUUGCUUGACAAUGCAUGGUCUUUGCAUGCUGCUAGCCAAUAUGUCUUUUCUUUUUCAACAAAACAGAACAUUUUAUUGUGUAAUUUUUACAUUUAUAAUUUUACUAUGGAAGAUCUGGAUUAAAUUAAAAUAAAUAUCUGGAUCCUAAUGUAAAUGGAGCACUUAGAAGUUUCCUGUUCUGCACUUGAACUAGAGAGAAGCUUUUGUUUGCUUGUGAAAUGUUAAUUCCUGUUCUGACCUUCUGUGAUAACUAACAAAAAUACGUGAUAACGUGGUAUACUUCCGUGUGUCUGAAACAGAACCAAAGCAAUAAUGUUUUGAUGCUGAAAACUCUUCAGGGAGCUUUCAGAUGUUCCAAGGCUUGUACAAAGCAAAGAUGCACUGACAAUUCGUGAUCUUGAAACAGGAUUUUGAACCCACGCCUGUUUGUCUUAAGCUAUGAUGUGGAUAAAGUCGCGUCACAAAAACCAAACCGAAAAGCUCUUGUUUUGUUUUGCUAGGGGCAGUUUACCUUUUUUCUUCCUU
This is a messenger RNA of Dryobates pubescens (Downy woodpecker), 3471 nucleotides long. RefSeq names its product SNF related kinase (gene SNRK). The coding region runs from base 497 to 2794 and encodes 765 amino acids. The transcript is spliced from 7 exons. Gene Ontology annotation, cellular component: cytoplasm. Gene Ontology annotation, molecular function: ATP binding; protein serine/threonine kinase activity; tau-protein kinase activity. The record is from RefSeq and is a predicted model, not a curated record. NCBI's taxonomy places the organism in Eukaryota, Metazoa, Chordata, Aves, Piciformes, Picidae. Gene Ontology annotation, biological process: protein phosphorylation; intracellular signal transduction; microtubule cytoskeleton organization.